AUGAGUUAUCUCAUUUCUUCUUUUUUUGUUUUAAUCAACUCUUUCACUUUUUUGUUACAUGACUUUGAUUUCUUUAUUGUUUAUUUUUUAUAUACCUUUUUUUCUUUCAUUUGUUAUAUUAUCUUUUUUAAUGUUCUACUCUUGGUUCUUCAGUACUCUCUUUAUCUUUUAAUGUUGUCUUUAAAUUUUUUUCAUUCAACACACUGUACUCUCACUACACUUUCCUUAAUUGAUCUUUGUUGUUAUUGUUUUGUUUCUUAUACAUUGUCAUUAAAUCAUUUAGUUAUGGCUUUCCAUAAUAUUUUAUGUUUCACCGCCCAAGAAUAUUAA
Molecule: messenger RNA, 330 nt
Organism: Entamoeba dispar SAW760
Lineage: Eukaryota; Evosea; Mastigamoebida; Endamoebidae
Exons: 2
Coding region: 1-330 (109 amino acids)
Source: RefSeq, a predicted model, not a curated record